Molecule: messenger RNA, 4332 nt
Organism: Asterias rubens (European starfish)
Lineage: Eukaryota; Metazoa; Echinodermata; Asteroidea; Forcipulatida; Asteriidae
Product: DNA repair protein complementing XP-G cells-like
Exons: 15
Coding region: 142-3915 (1257 amino acids)
Biological process (GO): nucleotide-excision repair
Cellular component (GO): nucleus
Molecular function (GO): DNA endonuclease activity; single-stranded DNA binding
Source: RefSeq, a predicted model, not a curated record
UAAGAAUUGAUUUCGUUGAAACAUGAUUCCGAAUUUUAGUCAUGAUGUAAACAUGGCAUGGAGAGCAAAUGCCCACGUUAGAAAAGUGAUUGCUUGGAAAUAAGCGCUCCACUGGACUGACGAGUCAUCAUCCAUGUCAUCAUGGGAGUGCAAGGUUUAUGGAAGCUCUUGGAGUCGACAGGACGACCCGUUACUUUGGAAUCACUGGAAGGAAAAAUACUUGCAGUCGAUGUAAGUCUUUGGUUACAUCAAGCAAUGCGCGGUAUGAGAGAUGAAGGUGGUAACGUCAAAGCCAACGCUCAUCUUCACGUCCUCUUCAACCGCAUCUGUAAACUGCUCUUCUAUCGCAUCCGACCGAUCUUCGUAUUUGAUGGCAGCGUACCUGAACUCAAGAGGCAGACAAUGGUUGCCCGGAGACAAAGACGUGAGAUUGCUGCUGGAAAAUCCAAGAAAACAUCCGAGAAGCUGAUUAAGAACUACCUUCAAAGUCACGCCCUUCAUGCCGUCUUGGGAGAGGCUGGAGGAAGUGGUCAAAAGAAGACGGCUCCUGUACUGAAGAAGAUCGUCUCCACUGAGCCAAAUAUGUAUGAGUUGCCGUUCAUCCCUCCUGUUGUAUUGAAUGAGAGUGAAUCUGAUUCUGACGCUGAGGUGGAUCCAUGGGUCGAUAGUCAUCACCAUCAGAAUCUUCAAGACGUCGACAUCGACUCGGAUGACUUCAAAGCCUUACCUCCAGAGUUGCAACAUGAGAUGAUCAUCGAAAUGAAAGAGACUCGGAAAAGAAACUCAUGGGAGAUGAUCCAAAGCUUACCAGCGCAUUCUGAGGAAUUCUCAGACUAUCAGUUGAAGAAGCUGCUCCAGAAAGGAAAGAUGACACAACGUCUUGACACACUCCGUAAGGAGAUGAGCGAACGCAAUGCCGGAGAGAUUGCAUCCAUGCUUGAUCUAGAGAGUGGAGGAUCUAAAGAGGUGGAGGCGGGACGCAUCAUUUCUGAAGACGCUCAGCAUUAUCUUCUCGUUAAGAGACAAUCCAAGAUGGAGGACUUGACUGGAGAUGAGGAUGCUAGCGAUCGGGAGGAUGAUUCUAAACCAGUUGCGGCCGUACGGGCCUUUCCACCAGAUGAUUUCAAUGUCAGAGGUCAUAUCCAAUCAGAUGAUGUCAAAGGUCAGGAGAACUCAUCUCAGAAGUCACAGGAGCAAGAAGUUGUUAAUGCUUCCGAUUCAAAACCUGAUGAGGAACAUGCAAAUCGAGAAACAGAAAUCGCACAAGUUGUAAAGAAUUUCUUCAGUGCAGUGCCGACAACAAGCUCAGCUACUUUAGUGCAGAUGAAAAAAGUUGAGACAGUUUCACCAGAUGUUAUUGUUUUAGAUCAUGAAGACAUUGUAGGUCACAUGUCAAGUGAUGGACAAAAUAUAAGUCAAAGGUCAAGUAAAGAGGAAGUGGUCGUACUUGACACUCCUCAAAAAUCAUUAAGAAAAGAUGAGAUAUGUUUCCAUGGUGAUGAUGAAGUCAUCAUUUUAGUUGACGAACUUGGCGAAUCAAAACCAAGUUUAACUUGUGACCCAACAGCAAGCUCAACCAAUCAGAGUGGACUUUCAUUGAAUUUAAAUACUGCUGGGAAGUUGGGAUCAACUGAAGUCGAUAGGUCUCUUGCACCUCAGGCGGUGACAAAAGUGUUGCAGCCUGCAUCAUCAGUUGUUAUAUCUGUCGAGGACCAAGAUGUGAGCGACAACCUAAGAGCUUCUUCCAGCAAAGAAACAAUCACGAAAGACACUUCCUCAGAGAUGGAUGCAAAGAGAAAGAACGUAGAAGAUGAAGGAAUGCUGGACUCAUGGAGUGAUGAUGAUGACUUCAUUGAGAUCACUCUUGAUCAAGUCAGCCAUAGACAAGAAGAUGAACUAUUUCCAGCGAGCGUAUUCAUACCAUCAGCCGAUAUGAGUAAAGAAGCACGAGCCACAUCACCUAAAGUAGAUAUCAAUCCACUGGAAUCAAGGAAUGACGAUGACAUUGUUGCCAUGGAUACUGAAGUACCAAUAGAUGAGAAUGAGGAGAGAGAGGUUCACCAAGAAGAAGAUGAUGAAGAAGACAACGAUGUAGAUGAGAUGGAUCAAGACAUCUUAGAGGAUGAUGAGGAGAUACACGAGGAGGAGGAUGAGGGGCAAGAUGACAUCCAGAUGGAGAUGCAACGAGAUGCUGCUAGACAAGAGUGGGAAGCCAUGAAUGUUAACGAGGUGUCAAAUCUUGAGGGAAACUUGGAGAAUCAGCGUGCCGUACUUCAAACAGAGAGAGGCAAGCAAGAAAGAGUUGCGGCUACUGUGACAGAUCUGAUGUAUUCAGAGAGCAAGGAGUUACUUGAACUGUUUGGAAUUCCAUACAUCAACAGUCCACAGGAAGCUGAGGCUCAGUGUGCAUUUUUAGACUUGACUGACCAGACGUCUGGAACGAUAACGGAUGAUAGCGAUGUCUGGCUGUUUGGAGGAAGGGUCGUCUACAGAAACUUCUUCUCGAAAGGGAAGGAUGUGGAAUGUUUUAAGGAUGUUAAUGUGGAGAAACAGAUGUUGUUGGAUCGAUCAAAGUUGGUUACGCUAGCAAUGCUUCUUGGCAGCGAUUACACUGACGGGGUAUCGGGAAUCGGCUGGGUCACAGCAAUGGAGCUACUGACGGAGUUUCCUGGGGAAGGAAUACACUUGCUCAAAUCUUUCAAAUCAUGGUGGGACGUCGCUCACAAACAGCUGAUGCCUCCUGUAGAAUCUCAACUCAAAGGCAAGCUUCGGAAGUUAACCUUAUCAUCGGGGUUUCCAUGCCAACGAGUCAUUGAUGCUUAUUGGAAUCCUGUCAUUGAUGAAUCUACUGAGACGUUCACCUGGGACUCUCCAGAUUUGGGUCUCCUCAGAGAUUUUGCGAGAGAUAAACUCGGCUGGACACGAAGCAAGGCUGAUGAGACUUUACUCCCAGUAAUAAAACGGCUAAAUGAGAAAAAGAUCCAGAGUAAAAUCAGCUCAUUCUUUCACCUAGAGACACAACCUCGUCAGGUAACUAGCAAGCGACUUAAAAGAGUCUUGAAUCGUCUCCGAAAUCCACAGCAAGCCAAGAAGGAGGAAGAGGAGAAAAUAAAGGAAGGUGGAAAAAAAUUGGGCCGGGUGAGAAAGACAGAGACGGUUGAUAAGGAGAUUACAUCAAAGAAGAGGAAACAAUCGUCUAAAGUUAGAAACAGUAAACAAUUCUCAACAAAAGAUAACAAUGGAGAUGUUAAUGAUGACGUUUCCAUGGAAACCACUGAAGAACGAAACGAGAAUGUGGAGAGGAAAAGGAAAGGUCGAAGGAGAAACUUAAUGGUAAAGACUGAAGAAGAUGAUGAAGCGAAGUCUGCUAGUGAUACCCAGUCCUCUGAAGAUGAGUAUGUCUUACCUAAAAAAGCUAAGAUCGUCUUGGAGGAUUCUGGUUCUACUGACGCUGGAAGACACCGAAGAACGAGACGUAAGAAGGAGGUGGUUGAUUACAAGGAGGAAAAAGAAGCCUCAGAAGAGUUUCUUGAAAUAGGCGAGGCUAUGUCUCAGAAAACUGAAGGAGUUAUUGGAUAUAAAUCACAAAGGAAGAACACAAAGAAACUCGGCACAAAUGGAACAUCUACUUUCGUUGUGCGAACUGAAAACCAAUGUGGACAAUUUGAAACUGAAAGCUGUUCUACAACAUCUAAUUUGAGAAGUGAUAGUACUAUUUUAAAAUCUAAGCAAGGUGAAGUAACUUUGCAUUCAAGUCAAGUAAAGAAGGCUAAGGGUAGACAAGUGAAAGGUCAGAGGGGAAAGGGUAAAGGUCAUUCUGGCCAGAAAGGAAUAGGAAAGGUUGUUAGUUUGAAGGGUGGUCGAACAAAGGUUGGGCCAAAGUUGUCUGAGAGUAGUAGCAGUGAUUCAGACUAAGCAUAAGCAUGGAUAAAAUCUGCUAAGAACCAGCACCAAAUUUCAUGAAACUGCUUAAUAUAAGCACAUAGAGAAACUCACUACAAUGUAUUAUGCUUACCAGAAUAAGGUUAACAGCCAAUUACUACCAUAUGUCACGGGUAGAAUUUUUGACUGGUAUCCUGCUCAUUUCUGCGAAGCAGAAAACUUUUAAGCAAUAUUUUCUGCAUAAGCAGCUCUAUGAAAUUUAACCCAGGGCCAAAUUUCAUAGAGCUCCUUGAGCAUGAAAAGAAGCUCAACAUAACAAAAAUAUGCUUACCACCAGAAAAAAAAAUUACCUGGCAAUUACUACCAUGUCAUGUGUCAAAGAACCCAGUGCACUUAUAGAAAAGAGAAGGGGUUCGCCCCGGUGUUCCUGGCUGGAUUGGCAGCAUAUUG